AUGGCGGAUUCUAGCAGGUCAGGGUCCGUGUCGGUGGACGUCGAGCGGAUCUCCUUCGGCGGCAAGGAGCAUCUUGUGAGGACGAGAUGUGGUUCUGUAACCGUUGCCGUGUAUGGAGACGAGGACAAGCCUGCGCUAAUAACAUACCCAGAUGUAGCUCUGAAUUACAUGUCCUGUUUCCAAGGAUUGUUCUUCUGCCCGGAAGCUGCGUCUUUGCUGCUCCACAAUUUCUGCAUCUACCACAUCAAUCCUCAGGGGCACGAGUUGGGAGCAGCUCCGAUAUCAUCAGAUGUGCCGGUGCCAACUGUUGAUGAUCUCGCUGAUCAAGUCGCAGAUGUGCUUGAUUUCUUCAGUUUAGGAUCUGUGAUGUGCCUUGGUGUCACGGCUGGUGCAUAUGUUCUCACUCUCUUUGCGACGAAAUAUCGGGAGAGGGUAAUAGGACUGAUGCUGGUUUCCCCUCUGUGCAAAGCCCCAUCAUGGAGCGAGUGGCUGUAUAACAAAGUAUUGUUAAAUUUGCUUUAUUAUUACGGGACUCAAGGCCUGGUCAAGGAGUGCUUGCUUCAACGGUACUUUAGCAAGAAACUGCGUGGGGAUGCACAGUAUCCUGAAUCCGACAUAGUGCAAGCCUGUAAAAGUUUACUUGAUGAGAAGCAGAGUGAAAAUAUUUGGCGGUUUCUUCAAUCAAUAAAUGAAAGGCAUGACUUAACAAAUUCAUUAAGGAAGCUGAAAUGCCGCACGCUAAUUUUUGUCGGUGAGAACUCAGAGUUCCAUGAGGAUGCUAUCCAUAUGAACACAAAACUGGACCGCAGAUACUGCGCACUAAUUGAGGUGAAGGAUUGUGGCUCCCUUGUGACCGAGGAGCAGCCUUAUGCGAUGCUGAUGCCAAUGGAGUACUUCCUUAUGGGAUAUGGACUUUAUAGACCGUAUCAGCUAAGCAGCAGCCCUCGCAGUCCACUAAGUCCAUGCUGUAUAUCGCCUGAGCUGCUAUCUCCUGAGAGUAUGGGUGUGAAGCUGAAGCCGAUAAAGACUCGGGUCGCUAUCAAUUUCUAA
Messenger RNA from Miscanthus lutarioriparius, 1050 nucleotides. Lineage: Eukaryota; Viridiplantae; Streptophyta; Magnoliopsida; Poales; Poaceae. The record is from the annotation of a GenBank genome assembly.